GGCCGGAUGACGUCACGCGGCAGGGCUCCUCAGGCGGCGGAGCUGGGAGCGUGCGAGAGAGGGCGAGCCAUGGCCUGGGAAGGAGCCGCCGAGGGAUUUUUGAUGGACUGGGCCUGGAAGCAAAGUUGAUAGCCACGAUGGGGCAGAGUGAAUCAGAGCCACAGGAGGAGCCAGAGGAUGCAACCCUGACAGCUGUGCUUUCCAACAUCAAGCUCUUUGUGGAGGAUCAGCUUCAGACCAGCAUGGUUUUGGGCGUUGUAAUAGGAGUUGGGCUUUCUGUGCUCCUUGUUGCUGCUUUAAUCCUAGUGUUGAUCCGGCGGUUUCGCCUUCAGAAGGUUCAGGCUCAAGAGCAGCCCAAAUAUCGAUUUCGCAAGCGAGACAAAGUGCUGUUCUAUGGGCGGAAGAUCAUGCGCAAGGUUUCUCAAUCCACAUCCUCCCUUGUUGACACCACUAUCUCUGCUUCACGGCCACGCAUGAAGAAGAAGCUCAAAAUGCUAAACAUUGCUAAGAAGAUCCUGCGCAUCAAGAAAGAGCUGCCAACCCUUCAACUGAAGGAGCCACCCCCCUCUGUCCUGGAAGCGGAUCUCACAGAGUUUGACGUAGCCAACUCCCACCUCCCUUCUGAGGUGCUCUACAUGUUGAAGAACGUUCGGGUGUUGGGACACUUUGAGAAGCCCUUGUUCCUAGAGCUGUGCAAACACAUGACCUUCCAACAGUGUCAGCAAGGCGAGUAUGUCUUUCGCCCUGGUCAACCUGAUACCAGCAUCUAUGUGGUUCAAGAUGGAAAGCUGGAGCUCUACCUGUCUGAACAAGAUGGGAAAGAGACUCUAGUGAAGGAGGUGUUUCCAGGGGACAGCGUGCACAGUCUCCUCAGCAUCCUGGAUGUCAUUACGGGCCACCAAAGACCAUAUAGGACAGUGUCCGCACGGGUAGCUGAGGACUCCACAGUGUUACGUCUUCCUGUAGAAGCUUUCUCAGCUGUCUUUGAGAAAUACCCUGAGAGCCUUGUCCGGGUAGUACAGAUCAUUAUGGUGCGCCUGCAGAGAGUCACCUUCUUGGCCUUGCACAACUAUCUUGGCCUGACGAAUGAGCUUUUCAGCCAUGAGAUGCAGCCACUGAGGCUUUUUCCCCAGUCAAGCCACACCUCCCGCACCAGUCCUGUCCGGCACAGCAAGCGGGUAAUUAGUGCCUCCUCCAUUGAGGAAGCCAAAGAUAGUGCUGGAAGGCAGCAGGACACUUCCCCCAAGGAGCAAGGUGACCCACUGAAGCCAGGCUUACUGGAGCCACCCGGGGCCCCACUGUUGAGUCGUUGCAUCUCCAUGCCAGUUGAUAUCUCAGGAAUCCAAAAGGGACCCCGUUCAGACUUUGACAUGGCCUACGAGCGAGGCCGCAUCUCAGUAUCUCUUCAGGAGGACAGCUCAGUCUUUGCCCGGUCAGUGUCUCAUGAGUCUCGUGACCGCAAGUCUGUGACAGUGGAGGAGCAACCUUCUGGUAUCUACCACUACAACUACUGUGAAGAUGACUCAGCAACUGGAGACUGCCCUUUUGGACCCUACCAGGGCCGCCAGACGAGUGCCAUUUUUGAAGCCGCCAAACGGGAGCUGGUCAAGCUCAUGAAAAUUGAGGAUCCCUCCUUGCUGAAUCAUCGGGUGUUGCUGCAUCAUGCCAAGGCUGGGACAGUGAUUGCUCGUCAAGGAGAUCAGGAUGUCAGUCUGCACUUUGUGCUUUGGGGCUGUCUGCAUGUUUAUCAGAGGAUGAUAGACAAAGCCGAGGAUGUGUGCCUCUUCCUGACUCAGCCGGGUGAGAUGGUGGGCCAGCUGGCUGUCCUCACUGGAGAACCACUCAUUUUCACUAUCAAGGCCAACCGCGACUGUACUUUCCUCAAGAUUUCCAAGUCUGACUUCUAUGAGAUCAUGCGGGAACAGCCAAGUGUGGUCCUGAGUGUCGCCCAUACUGUAGCAGCCCGUAUGUCUCCGUUUGUGCGCCAGAUGGACUUUGCGAUUGACUGGAUGGCUGUGGAGGCCGGACGGGCCCUUUACAGGCAGGGUGACAAGUCAGAUUGCACCUACAUUGUUCUGAAUGGGCGUCUGCGCUCUGUGAUCCAGAAGGGCAAUGGCAAGAAGGAGUUGGUAGGAGAGUAUGGCCGCGGAGACCUUAUCGGAGUGGUAGAAGCCCUGACCCGCCAAGUCCGAGCCACCACUGUCCAUGCCGUGAGGGACACAGAACUGGCCAAGCUCCCAGAAGGGACCCUCAACAAUAUCAAACGGCGCUACCCUCAGGUUGUUACUCGCCUUAUCCAUCUCCUGAGUCAGAAGAUCCUGGGGAACCUCCAGCAGUUGCGUGGCCCUUUCACAGGUCCUGGUCUUGGUAUGCCCUCCAGCUCAGAGUUGACCAAUCCAGCUAGUAACCUCUCAACCGUGGCAGUUCUUCCUGUCUGUAAUGACGUGCCUAUGGCAGCCUUCACGUUGGAACUAAAGCAUGCCCUGAAUGCCAUUGGUCCAACACUGUUGCUCACCAGUGACAUCAUACGGGCUCGCCUUGGGGCCUCGGCAUUGGACAGCAUCCAUGAAUACCGGCUGUCUGGUUGGCUGGCUCAGCAAGAGGACAUCCAUCGCAUUGUGCUGUACCAGACCGAUUACACCUUGACUCCCUGGACAGUGCGCUGCAUUCGCCAAGCUGACUGCAUUCUCAUUGUGGGCCUAGGGGACCAAGAGCCCACGCUGGGUGAGCUAGAGCAGAUGCUGGAGAACACUGCGGUGCGUGCUCUGAAGCAACUCAUCCUCCUGCACCGCGAGGACGGCCCAACUCCUGCCCGCACUGUAGAGUGGCUCAACAUGCGUAGCUGGUGUUCAGGACAUUUACACAUCAAGUGCCCGCGCAGAGUUUUUUCCCGACGCAGCCCCAACAAGCUGAGGGAGAUGUACGAGAAAGUCUUUGAGAAGAAUGCCGAUCGCCACAGUGAUUUCUCCCGGCUGGCACGAGUCCUUACAGGCAACACAAUUGCCUUGGUUCUAGGUGGCGGUGGGGCCAGGGGUUGUUCUCACAUUGGUGUGAUCAAGGCUAUGGAGGAAGCUGGGCUCCCCAUUGACCUAAUCGGUGGCACUUCCAUAGGAUCCUUUAUUGGUGCCCUGUAUGCUGAGGAGAGGAGUGCUGUGCGAACAAAGCAACGAGCCAGGGAGUGGGCCAAAAGCAUGAAUUCAGUGUUUGCAACAGUGCUGGACCUCACCUAUCCCAUCACCUCCAUGUUUUCUGGCUCUGCCUUCAAUGCCAGCAUUCACCAAGUUUUCCAGGACAAACAGAUCGAGGAUCUGUGGCUCCCAUAUUUUAAUGUGACAACAGACAUCACAGCAUCAGCCAUGCGAGUCCAUAAGGAUGGCAGCGUGUGGCGCUACGUCCGGGCCAGUGCAUCUUACACCCCCUAUUUGCCUCCUAUCUGCGACCCCAAGGACAGUCACUUGCUUGUGGAUGGCUGCUAUGUUAACAAUGUCCCAGGCUCGCUGUGGCGGUACGUGCGAGCUAGCAUGACCCUUUCCGGGUACCUACCGCCACUCUGCGACCCCAAGGACGGCAAUUUACUGAUGGAUGGCGGCUACAUCAACAACCUCCCAGCUGAUAUUGCUCGCAACAUGGGGGCCAAAACAGUCAUUGCCAUUGAUGUGGGUAGCCAAGAUGAAACCGAUCUAUGCAACUAUGGGGACAGUCUCUCAGGCUGGUGGUUGCUCUGGAAACGCCUCAACCCCUGGGCUGAGAAGGUCAAGGUGCCUGAUAUGGCGGAGAUCCAGUCCCGGCUGGCCUAUGUCUCCUGUGUGCGGCAGCUGGAGGUGGUGAAGACCAGUUCGUACUGUGAGUACAUUCGGCCACCCAUCGAUCGCUUCAAAACCAUGGACUUUGGCAAGUUCGACGAAAUCUAUGAUGUAGGAUAUCAGCAUGGAAAAGUGGUAUUUGGUGGUUGGUGCCGUGGAGACAUUAUUGAAAAAAUGGUUAAGGACCGGCAUUCGGCAGACUUCUAUGAGAGCAAGCGCAUGGAUGUGCUGAUGUGUCCUAGUGCGGGUUUCACAGACCUGGCAGAGAUUGUGUCUCGCAUUGAGCCUGCCAAGAGCUACCUCUCAGACAGCUAUGGAGAUGGAGAAGAAUCGGAUUACCUAACUGAGUACGAGGAAGAAGGGAUGGAUGCUGUGCGAGAAGAAGAAGGGCAGGAACUGGUGUUUUCUCCAGCAGAGCACAAUGGUGUCUUUGAAACAGAUGAAGAGAAGAGUCUGCGACACCGUCGAGGGACCCCAGGGCCAUCUCCUGCCCCUGUCACUACUCCCACACCUUGAGAAGACUUGCUGCUGAGCCUCUGUGACCAAAUAUAUAAGAGUAGGCAAAAGGAGUGCCCCCCCCCCAAAAAAAAUAACACGGUUUAACCUUUUGCUGCCUGGCAGGCAGAGUUGUAAACCUCCAGGACCCCCAAUGCACACUACUGCAAUGUCAGAAGGCAACCUGGUCCGGCUGUACACUUCCUAGCAUGAAGCAGAGUGCUGCAAAAUGAACAUGAUCCAUAAUCUUGGGCAAAGAUGGACAAGGCCCGAGUGCUGCUAUAUAGGGACGGGGCUGGCCACUUUACGGUUUGAACCCUUUCAGGACUGGAACUGUUAACAACUGGUUUGUUUGCUAAGGCGGAAGUGAGAGGUGGCUCUUGGACCUUGUUAGUCACUUUUCUCCAGCUUCCUGCUACUUGACCUGUUUGAGGUGUGUAUUGAUAGGGUGAGGGAACAGCACUUUACAUAGACUACACUCCAUUUUAUAAAGGAAGAGGAGGCAGAUCGUAGAUCAGCUGGUUGGUUUGGAGUUCUGUUAUCUCCUGUUCUCCUCCUAAACCCGGCUGGCUAAGAGAGGGUGCCAGGAUGAAAACCCUGCGGAGGGACCCUCAGCAACCUCCCUGCUCCUGUGCGAGCUCUUUCACAACAGGCAUGGUACAGAAGAGCAUUUUUUGUUUGUUGGCUAAUUUAUUCCUGCUUUAAACUGAGCUCCAGCACCUUUCGGCUUGUACAUUCCGAGGCCAGAGGUUUUAAGCUGUGGGCCACACUGACUGUUCUCUGUUUUCUAUUUUAAAAAGAGAAACAAAUGAAAAAAAAAGUUGUUGUCUUGUGUCAUAUAGGACGUAGAGUUGCUGCUGCUUUGGUACUGGCAGAUGUGUAAACACCUGGAAGGCACUAUCUUGCCUAUUCUUGAGAGAGGACAGAUUAGUCAGGUCAAUAUUUUUUGUCUUUCUUGAGGCAGAAGCUGAUAAACCUUUAGGUGCCUAAGAUUGA
This is a messenger RNA of Anolis sagrei ordinatus, 5294 nucleotides long. Lineage: Eukaryota; Metazoa; Chordata; Lepidosauria; Squamata; Anolidae. The record is from RefSeq and is a predicted model, not a curated record.